This is a messenger RNA of Pseudozyma flocculosa PF-1, 768 nucleotides long. RefSeq lists its product as uncharacterized. The transcript is spliced from 2 exons. Gene Ontology annotation, biological process: cytoplasmic translation. The record is from RefSeq and is a predicted model, not a curated record. Gene Ontology annotation, cellular component: cytosolic large ribosomal subunit; ribosome. Bases 1 to 768 code for a protein of 255 amino acids. Gene Ontology annotation, molecular function: RNA binding; structural constituent of ribosome. Lineage: Eukaryota; Fungi; Basidiomycota; Ustilaginomycetes; Ustilaginales; Ustilaginaceae.
AUGGGACGAGUUCUGCGAGCUCAGCGUAAGGGUGCCGGCUCGAUCUUCGUGUCGCACACCAAGCACAACAAGGCCCCGGCCAAGCUCAGGACCUACGACUACGCCGAGAGGAACGGCUACAUCCGCGGCCUUGUUAAGGAGAUCAUCCACGAUGCCGGCCGUGGCGCUCCCCUCGCCCGCGUCGUCUUCCGCGACCCCUACAACUACAAGCUGAAGACUGAGACCUUCGUCGCCACCGAGGGCAUGUCGACCGGCCAGUUCAUCUACUGCGGCAAGAAGGCCGGCCUCCAGGUCGGCAACGUGCUCCCCAUCAGCUCGCUGCCCGAGGGUACCAUUGUCUGCAGCGUCGAGGAGAAGUCGGGCGACCGCGGUGUCCUCGCCAAGACCUCGGGCAACUACGCCACCAUCAUCGGCCACGACCCCGAUGGUCUUACCUCGCGCAUCCGCCUGCCCUCGGGUGCCAAGAAGACGGUCCCCUCGUCGGUCCGCGCCACCAUUGGCAUCGUCGCCGGCGGUGGACGUAUCGACAAGCCCCUGCUCAAGGCUGGCCGUGCGUUCCACAAGUUCAAGGUCAAGAGGAACUCGUGGCCCCGUACUCGUGGUGUUGCCAUGAACCCCGUUGACCACUGCCACGGUGGUGGUAACCACCAGCACAUCGGCAAGGCCUCGACCAUCUCGCGACAGGCUGUCCCCGGUCAGAAGGUCGGUCUCAUUGCCGCCAGGAGGACGGGUCUCAUCCGUGGUACCAUCAAGGUCAAGGACGCAUAA